AUGCAUUACAGGCCCCAGGUCCCUCUGGAUGUUGAAAUCCUUGAGAUGCACCGUCUCAGUCUCUCAGACUACCUUCGAGCAGACGGUGAAGUGAUAGUUUCCCACGAUUUGCCAUUGCUCUCUGACAAUAAUGUUGAUGAGCCACUGUGCACCUUGUGCCGUUCUUUACCCUGCCCUCACUGCCCAGGCUUGGAUGACCCAGUCGCUCUCACACACUCUGCAGAUGGAUUCAAUGAAGACUUGCAGACGCUGAAUACCACACCCAUACUGUUUACCGCUGAGACUGAGGAAGCUCCAUGUGGUGCCAGUCAUACUCACCAUCUACUUGGACCCACAGAGGCUUGUCAUGAUUGCGUCUCUCUCACCACCUUACAGCUCGCCAUCAUGCGUUCAGUAAGAAGCUUCCAGGGCACCGCACCCUAUGGUGCGCCACCAGAUAUUGUGCUUGAACACCUUGUCGAGCUUACACAUACAACUUCAAGUGAACUGCUGUCCAACAUGGCAUGGCUUCUUGAACAAGCAUACUUAUUUUCACCUUUGGAUGACGGACAUCUGGCAGCUACUCUCCCUCUUGUUUGCACUGAGCAUUGGAUAUUCAAUGUGCUGACUCAAACAUACCUCCGCCAGCCACUGAAAGAGCGUACUAACUGGAAUGUCAAAAAGGAACCCUGCAUGGCUUGA
Suillus discolor is the source of this 681-nucleotide messenger RNA. RefSeq lists its product as uncharacterized. The record is from RefSeq and is a predicted model, not a curated record. Bases 1 to 681 code for a protein of 226 amino acids. NCBI's taxonomy places the organism in Eukaryota, Fungi, Basidiomycota, Agaricomycetes, Boletales, Suillaceae. The transcript has 4 exons.